Symbiodinium pilosum is the source of this 1740-nucleotide messenger RNA. NCBI's taxonomy places the organism in Eukaryota, Dinophyceae, Suessiales, Symbiodiniaceae. The record is from the annotation of a GenBank genome assembly.
AUGGCGUCUUCGGGAGAGUUCCAGGUACCCAUUGAUGGCUGGUUCAUGGGCCGGGUUAAGUCAUAUCAGCCAGGGACUGGCUAUGGCUUCAUCGAGUGCGAGGAGACGUACAGGUACUUUCGUCGUGAUGUUUACUUGAGCAGGCAUCAGCUGGAGCAACUAGACAUCAGGACAGUUCCCAUGGGCACAGAUAUCCUCUUUAGGGUAGUCGUGCCGGAUGGCAAGCCACAAGCUUGUGACCUAGCAUUUCCAGGCGCAGGCAAGGGUCCGAGGACGGACGUUGAGCCUACUAUGAAGCAGUGCGAGCAUGGCUUAAAUGGCUUUAAGAACUGCUUGCAGACUCUUGCCAUGUCCUUAGAGCUGCACGGCCUCAGCGAUGAAUCCUUCAAGGCGUUGAGAGAAGCAGAUGCAGCACUGCGUUGCGUGCAGUGUCGAAGAGACGAGCGGACAGAAGGUUCGAAGAUCCUGCUUCUUCUAGAGCAGGCCAAAGAGAAGUGGGGCGACAAAGACAACUUAUGCCACCACGCCCUCCGCAACGGCUUGGCGCAGCGGCUCAGUGCGCCUCCUGUGCGGCCAGUCGAGAUGCCCAUCUCAAGGUUAAGAUUCACACAGAACACUCACAGCAAGCGGUUCCUGCAUGGCCCCCAUGCAGGCAAACGAAUUGAGUGGUUGACAGAGCAACUUCUCACCGGGUCCGUCGCGCUGGAUGAUCCAUCUAUGGUGCUGCACGUCGUGUACUACCAUGGCCACUACAGGUCACUGAAUAACCGGCAUCUGACGGCCAUUGUCAAGUAUGCUGAGGAAAUGGAAAUGCGAAAGUUGCUGCCCAGGCAAUGCCGUGUCCGUGUGUGGCCACUGGUUCGUGGCCUCCGAAUGGAGUUUGAUGAUGGCUCCGAACAAGACGUCAUCCGGAAGUUUCUCCGUGCUAGCGACACUUCAAGCGAUGGUGCCAGCAUCGAGUGCAAGCAACGGGCCGGAUGGCAAACCUCUGUGAAUCAAGAGGUGAAAGUUUCGCGUCGGCCAGAUGGACGUUCCAAUUGCCAUGGCUGGGUCACUUUUCAGCAGCCGCAGCACGCAGAGAGUUUGCUGCAGUUGGCUGGGGAUUUGGCACUUUUACGAGGCAGGGAACUCAAGCUGCGCUGGGACAACGUAUCGGUGGCAAUGCAGCCGAAGGGGAGUGUCUGGGUGCGAUGCAAGAGCUGCCACGGAAGGUGCUCACCUCUUCUUGAUGUGCUCUUGUUGGAAGGUGAGCGGCUUCGAAAGGACAUGGUGCCCGCCGGCAAGUUUGACAAUGCACCAACAUUCUUCUGCGUUGGACGGGAGGCUUCGCUCUGCGAGUUUUGUGAUGUGAUUUCGCCACACCCAGAUGCCGCAGAGAUGUCGUUCAAGCUCUCUCUGAUCAGAUGCAAGACAUGUCACCAGGAUCUGGGCAACAUCCAGAAAGCAUCCCGCAUGCAGGGGAACGUUCAAGAGCUGCUGGGUGAGCGGGUCGUCCAUUUCAAAUGUGCAUCCGUUCUCUUGGAGCUAUCCGAUCGUCGAGACUUGUUGCUGGAGGUCCGCAAGUGGCAGUACCUUGCGCAGGCCACAGGCAGGGAAUCCAUUUACCGACUGGCUCAGCUCACGCUCCAGGAGGCCAUUGACAUCUUGGGCCUCAGUCUCAACUCCAAGGUUUCAGCAAGGAACACCAGCCGCCAUGCGCGUAUCAUCCCUAACAAGUUUGGUGACAGGGAAGGCCUCUGA